Molecule: messenger RNA, 1125 nt
Organism: Penicillium arizonense
Lineage: Eukaryota; Fungi; Ascomycota; Eurotiomycetes; Eurotiales; Aspergillaceae
Product: branched-chain amino acid aminotransferase
Exons: 2
Coding region: 1-1125 (374 amino acids)
Biological process (GO): branched-chain amino acid metabolic process
Molecular function (GO): branched-chain-amino-acid:2-oxoglutarate transaminase activity
Source: RefSeq, a predicted model, not a curated record
AUGCACCCCCCACCCAUUGCCCUCGACUGGAAGAACAUUGGCUUCAAAGUCCGCGAUGGCAACGGCCACGUCGAAUGCCACUUCUCCCACAGCGGCAGCGGCAAAUGGACAGCCCCGCAAUACGUCAAUUCCCCAACCCUAGGAAUAUCGGGCAUGUCCCCAGCCCUCAACUAUGGCCAACAAGUAUACGAAGGCCUAAAAGCCUUCCGCCACCCGCACAACAACAAGAUAACAGUCUUCCGCCCAGACCGGAACGCCAAGCGCAUGCAAUUCUCCGCUGAGGUGGUAUCUAUCCCACCCGUUCCAGAAGAGCUCUUCAUAGAAUGCGUCCGGCUGGCCGUCGGACUAAACGCCGAAUAUGUGCCACCGCACGAAUCCGGUGCGGCGAUGUAUGUCCGCCCCUUACUAUUCGGAUCAUCGGCGCAGCUGGGGCUUAGUCCGCCGGAUGGGUAUACGUUUGCUGUAUUCGCCAUGCCGACUGGAGUGUACCACGGAGCUAGUGCGGUUGAUGCAUUGAUUCUUGAAGAUUUUGAUCGGUGUGCGCCGUUUGGGACUGGUGCUGCGAAGGUGGGGGGGAAUUAUGCGCCUGUGUUGAGACAUAGUGACCGGGCGCGGAAGGAGGGGUAUGGGAUUACGCUUCAUUUGGAUAGUGCGACCCGGAGUGAGGUUGAUGAGUUUUCGACGAGUGCGUUUAUUGGGGUCAAGAGGGAUGCUGAUGGUGGGGUUACUGUUAUUCAGCCGGAUAGUCGGAAUGCGAUUGAUUCCGUGACUGCAGCUUCUGUUCUGGAAAUUGCGCGGAAGUUGGGUUAUCGGGUUGAGAAGCGGAGGGUUUUGUAUGAGGAAUUGGGGGAGUUUGAGGAGGUUAUUGCUGCUGGGACUGCUGCUGCUCUGGUGCCCGUUGGUAGCAUUACUAUGAAGUCUCGUGCGGAUAAAUUCGAGUAUCGCACUGGGGCUGAGAAGGAGGGUGGGGAGGUUUGUGUUCAAUUGUUGAAGAUGCUUCGGGGUAUACAAUCUGGGACUGUGGAGGAUUCUUGGGGUUGGAACUAUGAGGUGCUGCCACCACCUAAGGGAUGGGCUGAUGAAAACCACGAAAAGACAGAGCAGAAUGGUGCCAAUGUUCCCUAG